Messenger RNA from Monomorium pharaonis (pharaoh ant), 4428 nucleotides. RefSeq names its product intracellular protein transport protein USO1. The coding region runs from base 738 to 4319 and encodes 1193 amino acids. The transcript has 18 exons. The record is from RefSeq and is a predicted model, not a curated record. Gene Ontology annotation, biological process: non-motile cilium assembly. Gene Ontology annotation, cellular component: ciliary transition zone. NCBI's taxonomy places the organism in Eukaryota, Metazoa, Arthropoda, Insecta, Hymenoptera, Formicidae.
CUUUCACCCGGAGCACCUCACCGGUUUUUGCACAUUCGAUCUCUUCUUCGCGUUUCGAUGUAUUCAUUUCUCUGACACUCGCAUUUUCUCACGAAAACGAUGCUUGCCCUUUUGAAAAAUGCUCCAGCAAUAAUUAAUUAAAUUUAAUUGACUUGGAAUGACAUAAUACGUAGAGUACAUAUUACGCUAUAGAAUAGACUGUAUAUAACUUAUGUGUUAGGCUUCUCCUGUUUCAAAUUUGGUUUCCUAAUUUCACGCAAAAUUCUCAAAAUCGAGAAAAGAAGAGAAAAGAUCAAGAAAAUCAAGUCUUAAAUAUUUUUUAUUUAAUAAUCCCCCAGCUCUGUGUGUUGUGUUUGCGCGUGUUUUUUCUUUUCCAUAUUUUCUUUGUGAUAAAAUCUAAAUUCCUCUCCUUCGUUAUUUCUCUUUUGAGGCUCGAUAUGGAGAUGAUUCAUAUCGAAUGAGGAUGAAUCACUCCCGGAAAAGUCCUUCAUAUACGUGGAGAUGAACGAAAUACAGUUCUGGUAGAUAACUUGCGAGAUUUAUCACGAAUCUGGGAGUGAUAACCGGUGAUAAUUAUUAUCACUCGCGUACGCCCAGCGUAGUUUCAAAUCAGAAUCGCUCGUUAUGUUCCCAUUUGUAAAGGAACGAAGUGUGCUAGCCACCGUCAUCGGGAAGACAAUACUUUUUAGACAAUACUCUUCAUCGGGUCUAAGACGACAUCAGAAUUUCGAUUGAAAAUGGCAGAUGAUCCGAAUCGUGAUAUCUUGCCGGUAAAAGAAGGUUCCUGCGCGGAUACAAUCAACAGUGUCAUAGAUCCUAGGGAACGUCAUCUCGUUUGCAAGCUUGAUCGCUAUCAGCUGGAAGACAAGUAUCUACGCGUACUCGAUGAGAUGAACAAUCUGAAGAAAUUAUCCAACUGCCAGGAAGAUAAGAUCAAGCGGCUUGGAACGAAGUUGAUUAGACUAGCAGGCAAUCCAAGAUCAUGUGGACUAGCAUUAGAUAUCGCCGACGAUAGAACGACCGCUUUGGAGCUUGAAAAUACCAAGCUGAAGGAGAAAAUUGCCGUGAUGAGGAAUCAAUUGUUGAGUCACACGAUGAGCGGCAGAUCGUCGUCGCGCAGCCGUAAUCUCGUUAGACCAUCGUCUUCCGGGCUUGUGACGUGUCGAAGCGAGAAUAUCCGCGCGAGAGCGCCGUCCUGUCAAUGCAUCGUCGGUGCGGGGGACGAUAAUAACGACACACAAAAUUACCUCAUUAAAAUCGAGAAACUGGAAGUACAAAAGAAAGAUAUGGCAUGUCGUAUAAUGGAAUUAGAGAAAGAGUUAACGUUUUUGACAAAUAAUCAAAAGGAGAAGGUCGCGGAAAAUGUAGAGUAUAUACGAGUAUGGCGGCAAAUGAAGCAACUGAACGAUAAACUAAUGACGACUCAGGAAAAGAACACUGCACUGACCAGUGAAAUUAAUGACUUAAAAACAACUCUUGAACAAACGACAAGGAAUAAUCAGGAAAUCGCCGCCGUUCUUUCCUCGGAGAGAACGCGUAUGGCCGAAAUUGAUGACCAAAUGUUAAAGGCAAAGAAUUCACAAUUUACGUUACGCGAGAAGGAUGAGCAGAUACGGGAUCUUAUGAACGAAAUUAAAAUAUUACAACAACAUAAUAACGAACUUAUCGGACUCACUUCAAAAUACGGUCAAGUCGAAUUAGAGAAUGUUGAAUUAAAAAAAAGACUUUCUGAAGAUGCUCAAGAACAACAGAUUUUGAAGACUGCAUUCAAUAAUGAGCAGGCUAAUAUUGUAGCAUUAAAGGCGGCCAAUGAACAAUUGCUCGCAAAACUUCAAGAAUUGCAGGGAAACAUAGAUACCUUGAUGGUACAAUUAACGUCUUUAUAUACGCAAGAUAAAAUGCGCGACGGUAAACCAACGGUACCACCGUAUACGGAACAAUGUAGAAGAUGUUGCGAAAUGUAUGAUAAAAUUAUGCAGUCGGAAAAAACUGGUAAUAUUCGGGAAAAUUGGCAAUUAGUGGAUAAAUCGGUACAGACAAUCGUCGUUAGUAGCACCAGGGAACAGGGUACAAUGAUAAUUUCAAAUAAUGAAGGCAAAGCAUCAUUGAAGGAAUGGAAUACGACUCAGGAAACAAACGGCACGAAUGUUUUAUCCCGCGAAAAAAUACUAAAGCUGUUGGAUCAAGCACAGAUUAACACACCUCUGGAUGCGUCGAGGAUCGCUCCUAAGGAAGAAUACGCGAGCACUUUGGACGUAGCUCAGAGGCACAGCGAUAGCAGAAUAUCUUCUCAACAUGAUGCGUCAAACUCUGUACAGGAGAAUUCACAGAAAAGAUUUACAUAUUUAGAGAAUUCGAACAUAACUCUAGGUCAAAUGUUUUUGAUUUUAUUUGACGUUUUACAAGGACUUUUGUUUAAUGAUACCGAUAAAAAACCAUCUUUGAACUGUCAAGGAUCUGCGAUCAGGGAUAUGCUAAUUGACUCCAACAACAACAAUCUUCAUACGAUUAUUACUAACAAUAUUAAACAGCAUGAUUGUAGUACGGAAACAACAAAAAAUUUUGAAACUGAUUAUUGUGCGAGCUGUUUUCAUCCUACAUGUAAAAAGAAAUCUGCAACCAUCUUAACAAGAGAUAUUGAUUCAUCGAUGAAAAACACAUUUGAUGCUGCUUCCUUUCCUAUAACUCACGAGAAGUACAAAAAAUCGUCGUAUCGAGAUAUUAGUACAGAUUUCUGCCCAGAAAAGUCAAUAAAGUUAAAAAGAUUAAAACCGUCACGUUAUACCAGGUGUAAUUUAACGUGUCACUUGCGCAAAGUGAAAGAUCCAUUGUCCCUGCAGGAGAAACUUAAAUUACCCUGCAAAAUCGAAUGUUUAAAAGAUAGCGUGCAGUUACCAAAAUGCGCAAUGGAGUUUUCUCCUUUAUUAAUUACUGACAAGCAAGGUCUCAUUGAGAUUCAUAUUUCGCGAUUGCAACUUUCUACAUCGGUCGCGAAAAUCCCGGAUGAAGAAGAUAUAUGUAAUUUUUACAUUUACGUAAGCUGGGAUAUUUGGGACGAGAAGACCGCUUACACACCGAAAAUGAAAUGUCCCAAUUUGAUCUUUAAUUCGUCCUCUGUAUAUCGCAUAGCAGAUCUCUUCUCCUUCUUUGAGAAUGUACUGUCAGAUUAUCUCUUUUUCCGAGUGAACAUUGUUCGCCGAGAUAAUACCAACUACACGCUCGCUCGGGCGAAAGUCUCCAUCAAAGACAUCUUAGAUUAUCCACAGAACAAAUUGCAUUACAUUGUACCCGUGAACGGCAUUAUUCCUUCAUUUCUUGGUGUCAAUUUUGGGCAAUUGUCGUUGUGGGUUCGAUUGAGCUGCAACGUUGACAUGGUCAAAUCUUUUAAAAAACAAUACGAUAUAAACUCAUUGAAAGAUACUCUCCCUACGCCUCCAGUAAAGAAAGAUAUAACUGACGUAUCUCGAAAACCUCUUUUUCCACAUUCUACGAUUCCUCCACAUGUCAGUGACGUGAUGUCGAUCAAAGAUCAACAAAAGGAUAGUUUGGUGUUCCAAGAUUCAAUGGAUCAAGACACCCAAUCACUACUAGACUCAAGUUUUCAAUAUGAAAUUGAAAACUCGGAUGAUGAAAAUUCAAAUAAUGAAGAAUUGACUUUAUCCACCAAUGCAACAAAUAAAAUGUCUAAAGAAGAGAAUGGGAUGAUUACAGUAAGAAAUCUAGAUUCCAAAAUGUAUAAUAACAACGAGAAAAAAGAAAAUAAUGCUUCGAGGGACUCACCGAGCGUGACGGAGUUAAGGACAUUACUCGCGAAUGGCCGUGAAAAGGAUGCGAUAAUCAUAGAAAUAGUGAGCAUGCAGCUUUUAAAUGAAAGUUGCAUUAUGCAGGACGAUGAGAUACAGUUGCUUUAUAUAGAAUAUUCCUUUCUCGGGAAUUUUGGCGAAGAUAUGGAGACCGUUUCCGUUGAGAAAUCAAAAACAAGUGAUCAAGAAAUGGUCUACAAUUAUAAAAAAAAAUUUUGGAUAAAUAAAGCAACACAUCCUAUACAAAGAGACAAUUUGCGCGCUAUGUUGGCCGAAACUACAAGUCCGAAUAUUACUUUUACCAUUAUGAGUGAACCAUUACCCGAGGAAAGAGAAGUUAAAGACUGUAAAGAAGUUGGUUAUGCAAUUUUUAACCUUAAAAAAUACGCGCUUGGUGAGGAAUAUCAAUAUAUAUUGUUGCCAAUCAAGGAUAAUCAAAAUAAACAAAUUGGUACUCUAAAGAUUGUUGUGUCUGGUCUGAAUGCUAUUCGACAAUGUUUAUCGGAAUUAAAAUAGAUCAAUUAUGAUAGAUAAUAGCAAUGUGGAAGACCAAUGUCACAUAAGCAUUUAGAUUAUUAGAAAAAGAUUGAAUUAAAGUUAAAAGAGUAAUCUUUUGAAUCGACAA